Messenger RNA from Anarrhichthys ocellatus (wolf-eel), 1923 nucleotides. RefSeq names its product cyclic nucleotide gated channel subunit alpha 4 (gene cnga4). Gene Ontology annotation, cellular component: intracellular cyclic nucleotide activated cation channel complex; plasma membrane. The annotation marks the transcript as partial. Gene Ontology annotation, molecular function: voltage-gated potassium channel activity; protein-containing complex binding; intracellularly cAMP-activated cation channel activity. The record is from RefSeq and is a predicted model, not a curated record. Gene Ontology annotation, biological process: monoatomic cation transmembrane transport; potassium ion transport. The transcript has 6 exons. Lineage: Eukaryota; Metazoa; Chordata; Actinopteri; Perciformes; Anarhichadidae.
UGGAAAGAGUGGGUGGUUGAUCCGGCAGAACACUUUUAUUAUGUCUGGCUACAGGUCAUGAUCUUCCCCGUCGUCUACAACUGGGUGAUCAUCAUUCUGAGGACAUGCUUCACUACAAUUGCAUUGAGCUACCUGCCUGUUUGGCUCACACUGGACUAUCUGGCAGACCUCAUGUAUUUGGUUGACAUGAUCAUCACUGUCCACACAGGUUACUUGGAUCAGGGCAUCCUGAUCAAGGACGUCACACAGUUGAGGAAGCGCUACCUGCACUCUAAAAGUUUCUUAAGGGACCUGGUUUCCCUACUGCCCACCGACUUCCUCUACCUUGUCUUUGGCAUCCAAGCUCCGCUGGUGAGGAUCAACCGACUUGUCCGUAUUCCACGACUCAACGAGGCCCUGGAUCGCAUGGAGACGAGAACCUCCUACCCCAACACCUUCCGCAUCUCCAAGCUCAUGAUCUACAUCUUUGUGUUGAUCCACUGGAAUGCCUGUCUCUACUUUGCACUGUCCAGCUACAUCGGCUUCGGAAGUGAUCGUUGGGUUUACCCCAACAUGACCAACCCGGCGUUCGCCUCCAUGCGUCGUCAGUACUUUUACUGCUUCUGGUUCUCAGCCCAGAUUUUCACCACAGUGGGAGACACCCCCCUGCCGAAAAGGGAAGAAGAGUACUUGUUUAUGAUUGCAGACCUGCUCAUUGCCGUGCUGGUGUUUGCAUCGAUUGUUGGCAAUGUUGGCAAUGUCAUCACAAGCCUAAGGGACCGUGAUAAUGUGUUCUUUCCUAACCAUGAGCUGGUUAAGGCUUACCUGCGAAGCCAUCACAUUAGCAAGGAGCUUCGUCAGCGCAUCGACAGCUGGUACCAGCAUCUUCACAUCAACAAAAAGAUAAUGCGAGAGAACGAAAUCUUGCAGCAGCUGCCGGUACACCUGAGGACAGAGAUCGCUGUCAGCGUCCACCUGCCCACGCUCUCCAAAGUCACCAUCUUUCAGCGCUGUGAGAAAAGUCUGCUGGAGGAGCUGGUGCUUAAACUAACGCCACAGGUGUUCAGUCCGGGAGAGUACGUCUGCAGGAAAGGAGACGUGGGCCAUGAAAUGUAUAUCAUCAGAGAGGGAAAACUUGCAGUUGUAGCAGAUGAUGGGGUCAGAGAGUUUGCUGUCCUGACUGAAUCCAAUUUCUUUGGGGAAAUUAGUAUCCUCAAUAUCAAAGGUAACAAGUCAGGCAAUCGCCGCACUGCCAACAUCCGCAGCAUCGGCUACUCUGACCUGUUCAGCUUGUCCAAAGAAGACCUGACGGACGUGUUGUCCGAGUUCCCUGCAGCCAAACGUCACCUGGAGGAGAAAGGCCGACAGAUCCUCACCAAGAUGGGCAUGUUGGAGGAGAGUGGGGAGCGAGAGGAGGGGGAGGCAGAGAAGGUGGAAACCAAGAUAGGCAGACUGGAGAGCAAACUGGAAAUCCUGCAAACCAAACUAGCUCGACUUAUGUCAGAAUUAGAGUCGAGCAGCCGCAAGAUGCAGGCCAGGGUGGAGCAGCUGGAGUGGGAGGUGGCAGCCGUGGAGCCCCAGCUGCCAGAAGAUGGGGAAGGAGAAAGAGAAAAGGGGAGAGGUGAAGGGGUGGGAGGGGAGGUCAGAUGGGAGCGGGAAGAGGCAGAGGGGGAGGCAGAUGAGGGUUUGGAUACAAAGGUGAAAAAACAGGGACAGGGAGAGGAUGGUGAUGUGACCAAAGAGGGAGAUGGAGAGAGCACUAAAAGUACAAAAGAGGACGUGGAAAGGAUGGUGGAGGGAGACAAAUGUGGGCUGAAAGACCCGGAGGAUCAGGAAAAGAAAAAAGAAGAUGGCGGAGAGAAAAACAGAGAGAAAGGAGAUGACAGACCUGGGAAAGGAGAUGGGGCUGAGAUUGAACAUGAAGAUGAGAAAGAAGAGAAAAGU